AUGGCCUCUCGACUCCGGCAGUCGUGCUGCCAGCUUCUCGUCCAGCAGCACGAGCUCGCUGCGAGCUAUGCCAACGUCACUCCUGCCGCCAUCGCAGCCCUCGGCGCAGCCCCGAGCACUUGCCCGCACCUCCCGGCGACCAGGCGGCACGCAUCUUCGGCGGCGGCGGCGGCAGCAGCAGCAUCAGCAUCGGCAGCGGCCAGACCCGUCGACGAUAUCCGAAGCUCCCGCACGCCCUUCUCCUUGGGCACCUCUGGCUCGCCGUCGUCAUCUGCCUCCGGGUCCUCGUCUUCGGUCGCCUCGUGCUCCUACAAGCCCAGGCCCUCGUCGUCGCGCCGCACCUACGGCCAGCCGCUGCCCCACUCGCACCCGCACCUCUUCCCGCGCCGCGGUCCGCUGGGCAACGAGGACCUGGUGGCCUACCCGGGCCAGGAGGUCGGGCUCGACCUGCUCGAUGCCGGCGACGGCCAGGUGGCCACCGACCAGCUGACGCCGGGCAUCCCCGCCGCCGAGUACGAGCAGCGCCGGCGCCGCCUGAUGGAGCAGCUGCCCGACGGCAGCGUCGCCGUCCUCGUCUCUGGGCGCGUCAAGAGCAUGAGCGGCGCCAUCUUCUACAAGUUCCGGCAGGAGUCCAACUUCUGGUACCUGACGGGCUUCCAGGAGCCCGACUCGGCCGUGGUGCUGGAAAGGGACGCCAGCCGCCCGCGCGGCUACCGCAUGACGAUGUACGUGCCGCCGCGCGACGACCACAACGAGACCUGGAACGGCCCGCGCACCGGCGUCGACGGCGCCACCGACGUCUUUGGCGCCGACGAGGCCUACGACAUGGACCCGGCCACGCUCCUCGCCCACCUGCGCCAGAAGCUGCCCGCCUACACGCACGUCUACGUCGACUCGCCCACCCAGCCCACGACGCCCCGCCGCACGUCGGGCUCGCGCGCCUCGGCGGCCGCCUCCAACGUGCUCAACUACCUCUCGCCGCCCUCGACGACGGGCUUCGACCUCUUCAGCAAAAAGAGCGACUUUGACCACGUCGUCAAGCUCCUCGCCGACCCGCGCAAGUGCCACUCGCUCUCGCGCGAGGUCGAGCGGCUGCGCUUCCGCAAGAGCGCAAACGAGCUGCGCGCCAUGCGCCGCGCGGGCCGCGUCAGCGGCGAGGCCAUGGCCCAGGUCAUGCGCUACGUCCGCCCGGGCAGGACAGAGUCGCAGCUGCAGGCCGUCUUCGAGUACCACUGCGCCGUCAACGGCGCCCAGCGGCCCGCCUACGUCCCCGUCGUCGCCGCGGGCUCCAACGCCCUGACGAUCCACUACAUCAACAACGACCGCCUCGUCGGCGACGCCGACCUCGUCUGCAUCGACGCCGGGUGCGAGCUCGACGGGUACGCCUCGGACAUUACGCGCGCCUUUCCCGCUGCGCUCGACGGCAGGUUUACGGGCCCGCAGCGCGACCUGUACGAGGCGGUGCUGAGCGUGCUCAAGGGCUGCACGGCGCUCGCGACCGAGGAGCAGUGCUACACGCUGGCCGACCUGCACCGCCGCUCGGUCGAGAUGCUGCGCAUCGAGCUGAAAAACAUCGGCUUCCACCUGGGCCUGGGCACCCUCGAGCGCAUCCUCUACCCGCACUACAUCGGGCACUGGCUCGGCAUCGACCUGCACGACGUCGCCUCGGUCGAGCGCAGCACCAAGCUCGAGCGCGGCGCCGUCGUCACCAUCGAGCCGGGCGUCUACGUGCCCUACGACGACCGCUUCCCCAAGCACUUCCAGGGCAUCGGCAUCCGCAUCGAGGACGACAUCGCCGUCGGCGAGCGCGACAACGUCGUCCUCAGCGCAGAGGCGCCAAAGGAGGUGGCCGACGUCGAGGCGGCGUGCGCAGCGUGGGCCGAGGACGUCGACCGGCGCGAAUUUGCAGCCGCGGCGCCGAGUCGGGGCGGGCGCCAGCCGUCCGCCCAGCAGCAGCAGCAGCAGCAGCGGUGA
This is a messenger RNA of Pseudozyma flocculosa PF-1, 1974 nucleotides long. RefSeq lists its product as uncharacterized. The record is from RefSeq and is a predicted model, not a curated record. The coding region runs from base 1 to 1974 and encodes 657 amino acids. Gene Ontology annotation, molecular function: manganese ion binding; metalloaminopeptidase activity. Gene Ontology annotation, cellular component: mitochondrion. NCBI's taxonomy places the organism in Eukaryota, Fungi, Basidiomycota, Ustilaginomycetes, Ustilaginales, Ustilaginaceae. The transcript has a single exon.